CCGUGCUGAAGGAAGGCUGCUGACAGAGCAGCAGGGCAAGGGCUGAGCUCUACCCAGGGCAGGGAGUAUGGAACCCAGAGCAGGAACACUUAUGCCACCAUGGCAGGCGGCACACGUGUUCCUGCUGGAGGGAGGGCAAGGCUUGCUCUCCCAUAGAAGCAGAGCAUUGAUUCAACUGAACGAGAGUCUCCCCGCUGGGGAGAUGACAGAGUCUAUGCACCCCGCGUUCCGUCACCGUGCCGCGGUGCCACGCUUGUCCCCCCCUCGCCUCCCCGGCCCCCUUCAGCACGGCGAGCACCCCGCACCCGCCACAGCCCGCCCCGCCGCCCGCGGCUCCGCGCCUGCGCCAUGGGCAGAGGUCGGCGCUUCCCCUUCCGGCCGUGCCGCGGCUCUGUCAACAUGGCAGCGGCGCCGGGCGGGCGGCCGCGCUGCCUCCUCUGGGCGGCAGUGGUUGCACAUGUGGUGGCGUCAGGUGCGGGUUUUGUGGAGGAUCUAGAUGAGUCGUUUAAAGAAAACCGUAAAGAUGAUAUCUGGCUUGUAGAUUUUUAUGCACCUUGGUGUGGCCACUGUAAGAAACUGGAACCUGUGUGGAAUGAAGUGGGCAUAGAAAUGAGAAACAUGGGUUCUCCAGUAAAAGUUGGGAAGAUGGAUGCAACUUCCUUUUCUAGUAUUGCAUCUGAAUUUGGAGUGCGAGGCUAUCCAACAAUUAAGCUCUUGAAAGGAGACUUGGCAUACAACUACAGAGGACCAAGAACCAAAGAUGAUAUAAUUGAAUUUGCUAAUAGAGUGGCAGGACCUCUCAUCAGGCCACUUCCUAGCCAGCAUAUGUUUGAGCAUGUGCAAAAGAGACAUCGUGUACUUUUUGUGUAUGUUGGUGGUGAAUCUCCUUUAAAGGAAAAAUACAUUGAGGUUGCUUCAGAACUAAUAGUUUAUACAUACUUUUUUUCUGCCUCGGAAGAUGUGCUGCCUGAGUAUGUGACGUUGCCUGAAUUGCCUGCAGUUAUGGUCUUCAAAGAUGGAACUUACUUUGUUUAUGAUGAGUAUGAAGAUGGUGAUUUGUCAUCCUGGAUAAACAGAGAAAGAUUUCAAGGUUACCUUCAUGUCGAUGGCUUUACACUGUAUGAACUUGGAGAUACAGGAAAACUUGUGGCUAUUGCAGUCAUUGAUGAUAAAAACUCUUCAGUGGAGCAUACCAGAUUAAAGUCUAUUAUUCAGGAAGUUGCCAGAGAUUAUCGGGAUCACUUUCACAGGGAUUUCCAGUUUGGCCAUAUGGAUGGAAAUGAUUACAUUAAUAGUUUACUAAUGGAUGACUUGACAAUCCCUACUAUUGUUGUACUGAAUACCUCCAAUCAGCAAUAUUUUCUACCAGAUAGGAACAUUGAGAGCACAGAAGACAUGGUUCAAUUUAUUAACAAUAUCCUGGAUGGUACAGCUGAGGCACAGGGUGGUGACGGACUUCUGCAACGAAUCAAGAGAAUAAUCUAUGAUGCCAAGUCUACUAUAGUGUCUGUGUUCAAGAGUUCACCACUGCUGGGAUGCUUUCUCUUUGGGUUGCCCUUGGGGGUCAUCAGCAUCAUGUGUUAUGGAAUCUGCACAGCUGAUACAGAGGGAGAGGUAUUUGAGCAUGAGGGAGCCAAAAGAGAAAGUGGUGAUCGAGAGCUCACAGAUGAAGGCAGUGAGGAAGAACAAGAGGAGGAAAAGAAUGGAAAAUACACAGAACUUUCAGAUGGAGAGCUUAAACAGAAAGACAUUAUGGAAAAGAAAAAAGACUAACUUGUUUAGCAAGAGAAUUCUCUAGAAUUUCCAAAUAGACUUAUUUAUUGGCGGUUGUCAUUUAUCGGUUAUCUUCAUGAAAGAGGAUUGUUUUAUCUGCAUAAUGGUAGUUUUGACUUGCAUGUGUUCACAUUUUCUCAGAAAUUGACAGAAAAAAAAUGGAUGUUCUCUUAAUUGUCCUUAGUAGAUUAACAAAGAGCAAUUUAAACUGAAGAAAUUUUCAGGUACAGUCCUGUACCAUUUUUAUAAGAGUUUUGAAUUGUUCAUUUCCAGAACAGAGAUAAUGUUACUUGACCUUACUAUAUGUGAUGAACUGCUACUAAUACAGCCCGGAUAUGCACUGAUUCAUAUAAAAUUAAAGUUGAAAACAAGGAAAGGUUAGGAGAGCUGUAAAGUGUUUUAGAGCCUGAUAGCUGAAGACAACUUAAAAAUUUCCUAAGAAGUCACAUGUUCUACCUGUUGUACAUUAUUAUGGGAAAAGAAAAACAAAACCAAAACAACAAACUUCUCUAUUUCCUCAAAUUAAAUGUAAAAUUUUGGGAAUUGGAGGACUGUUCUACCAUGUAAUAAUAUAAUUAUUCACAGUCAAGAAUGUUUACUUGAUUUAGGAUGUGGGAAUUAUAUGCUAAGUGUUUAUUAGUGCUUUAGCAGCUAAAAAUAUUGGAAAAUUAUGUUAAAAACCUUUUAGAACAUCAUUGCCUGUUAGUUACUUUUUGUGAGUGGUUGCACACUUAUAGUGCAAGAGAUCUGUAAGAUUUCUGAAUCUGCAGCACAGUUUGAUAAAGGAAGACGUCAAUAUGAACACCUUC
Passer montanus (Eurasian tree sparrow) is the source of this 2582-nucleotide messenger RNA. It is a transcript of the gene TMX3, whose product is annotated as thioredoxin related transmembrane protein 3. Gene Ontology annotation, cellular component: endoplasmic reticulum. Gene Ontology annotation, molecular function: protein disulfide isomerase activity. The record is from RefSeq and is a predicted model, not a curated record. Gene Ontology annotation, biological process: peptidyl-cysteine oxidation. Lineage: Eukaryota; Metazoa; Chordata; Aves; Passeriformes; Passeridae. Bases 349 to 1773 code for a protein of 474 amino acids. The transcript is spliced from 16 exons.